CAACAAUCUUGCUACCUGGUCCAACUUCCAGAAGACCCGCAGAUACAAACCUCCAAGCCUCCACGUCCAGUAUAUAUCAUCCGACGUCAUGAAUGAUAGGCUCCAAUAAUAAUAACGGCUGUAUUAUACCUCUCUCUGAUCCCGACAGAUCUCAACUCCCGAAAGACGACUUCCUCUUCUCUUCUUGCCCACCACCCACCACGGGCCGGCCCCCACAACAUUCCAUCCAAUUUACUACUACUACUACUACUACUAUAGUAGAUCGGAGAAUGCUAUCUUUUUGGGCAAAUGCUGAUAGGAGAGAGGAAGGCUAUGCAUUGAUCAUGUUCAGAACUCAGACUUCGGGGGGUGGUUUGAUUGCGAUACCCCAUGAUUUUAAAUGGGUUAUGGGUUGGUUCCGGGUAUACUCCCCCCUCCUUGGAUGGGGGAUGAUAAUGAUGAUGAUCCUCCGCGGAGAAACGUCUUCAAGUCUGAAGAAAUGAACAUCUACCUUUAAUAAUUCAUAUCAAGCACGGUCUUCAACCCCCCUUUAC
Molecule: messenger RNA, 533 nt
Organism: Aspergillus heteromorphus CBS 117.55
Lineage: Eukaryota; Fungi; Ascomycota; Eurotiomycetes; Eurotiales; Aspergillaceae
Exons: 1
Coding region: 93-482 (129 amino acids)
Source: RefSeq, a predicted model, not a curated record